Molecule: messenger RNA, 5009 nt
Organism: Plodia interpunctella (Indianmeal moth)
Lineage: Eukaryota; Metazoa; Arthropoda; Insecta; Lepidoptera; Pyralidae
Product: receptor-type guanylate cyclase Gyc76C-like
Exons: 24
Coding region: 726-4766 (1346 amino acids)
Biological process (GO): protein phosphorylation; intracellular signal transduction; cGMP biosynthetic process
Cellular component (GO): plasma membrane
Molecular function (GO): ATP binding; guanylate cyclase activity; adenylate cyclase activity
Source: RefSeq, a predicted model, not a curated record
CAAGUGAUAUUAUUAUUUGUGAAAAGCAACAAGUUUUUUGCGUUUCUCUUCUCUAUUUGAAGUUCUUUAGUGCGUUGUUAUAAUGAUGUUCUUCCCGGCUUAAUCACCUCAUAUGUUAUUAAAAGUAAAAUGUUAAAGUUUUAAUAACUCAAAUUACUACGACUUUCUAUAACGUGUAGUGUUAAAAAUGUUUCGUACCAUUCGAUAUCUAAUUAGUAUAUUAGUUUGUGAUUUGCCUGUGUCACCUAGAUAAACUCCUCGGUCGAGUAUUAUUAUAGAAAAUCUUGUGACUCCAGCAAAGAAAAAAAGAAAAAAAGAGAUUUGUGAAAACUUUGCUUAGGGAUUGUUACAUUUUCUUGGGUCUUAUAUACCAUUGCACAAAACGUAGACUUUAUAACACAUAGAAAGUUUACGGUUAAUCCGGUGUAUAUAAUAAUAAUCAACUUUUGUCAUAAUUUUUAUCAUGUUCUGUAUAUGUUAAACAUCCAUACUGUUUUAGCAUCAUAUAAAAUAUUUUUAGAACUCAGCAUACAGUGGUACUGGAGUUUGUUUUCACAAAAGACUGACUGCCUUGAAGAGUUAACACUUGAACAUAUAGUCGUUUCCUAUUGUAUGUGAGUCAAUAUUGAACUGUAAUGAAAUAUGAGUGUGUGAACUGUACUACAAAAUAUUAUCAAACGGAUUUUUCAACCCUUAUGGUGUUAGUAUCGCGGUGAAGGCUAGGCAUGUGGCGCGGCGCGCGGGUGCUCCUACUCGCGGCGCUGGGGCUCCUGGCCGGGCCGCUGCAUGCCGCCAAGAAAUACAACAUCACCAUCGGGUAUCUACCCUCUAUAAAAGGCGAACUGCGAGACAGGCAGGGGCUUGCUAUCUCCGGUGCCUUAUCUAUGGCACUUGAAGAGAUUAACAACAGCACUAGAAUACUACCAGACGUGGAACUGUUACUGCAAUGGAACGACACUCAGUUCAACACGAUCACGGCGACUCGACUUCUCACCGACAUGAGUUGUUCGGGUGUUGUCGCGUUUUUCGGACCCGAGGGGAAAUGCAACACGGAAGCUAUCAUUGCACAGUCGAGGAACCUACCCAUGAUCUCAUAUAAAUGCUCAGAUUACCAAAUUUCUGCCCUAUCAAACUUUGCAAGACUUGAACCUCCAGAUACACAGGCCACAAAAUCAGUAAUAUCCUUACUCCGUUACUACCGAUGGAACAAAUUCUCAAUACUGUACGAAGAGGCGUGGGUGACGGUCGCCCUAACGCUGGAGAUCCACGCGAAGAAGAACAAUAUGACGGUGAACCACCUGCGGCCGGUGUUGGACGGCUACAAGUGCUGCGAGGAGAAGCUGCCGUGCUGCGCGCCAGGGUUCUGGUACCAGUUCAUACAGGACACCAAAAACAGGACCAGAAUUUACGUUUUCUUGGGUUCGACCACUGGCCUCAUCGACAUGAUGUCGGCGAUGGACUCGCUACAGUUGUUUCUGAAGGGAGAGUACAUGGUUAUAUUUGUCGAUAUGAUGACCUACUCGCCUAAAGAUUCACUCAAAUAUUUGAUGAAGGCCGACGAGCGCGGGCUGACGAACUCGCGGCUGGUGUGCCCGAAGGCGGAGGAGUUCCGCAAGCGCGCGCAGUCCGUGAUGGUGGUGGUGUCGUCGGAGCCCGCCAGCACCUACGAGGAGUUCACGGCCAAAGUGCGACAGUACAACUCCAUGAAGCCCUUCUCCUUCCCGCUGCCGGCCGUCUUCAACAACAAGUUCAAUAAGUUUGUGUCAAUCUACGCUGCCUAUCUCUACGACUCAGUGCAACUGUAUGCAACGGCUUUAGAUAAAUUGAUAAGAGAGGAGACUGAGAAGGAAGUGUUGACGUACAGCAAGUUGAUGAGCGUCGCCACCAACGGCUCCAGGAUCAUCGCCAAGAUGAUCGAGAGCACACCAUAUAAAAGUGUGUCGGGGAUGACAAUCCGUUUGGACGAGCGCGCGGACUCGGAGGGCAACUUCUCCGUGCUGGCGUUCAAGCGGAUGAACUUCAGCGACGACGACAUCGACUGCUCCCACAGCAUGAUCCCCGUCGGCCACUUCCAGCAGAGCUCCCGCCAAUACCCGAUAUACAGACCCAACUCGCUUCUGCCGAUCGACUGGCCCGACAAUGUGAAGCCGGAAGACGAGCCUUCCUGCGGUUUUUUGAACGAGAAAUGUCCUAAAGAUGACUCGCAAAUUACGUCACUCGUGGUCGCCGGGACAUUAGCUGUGACGCUGUUUUGCGCACUCGUGGUCACCGUCAGCAUCUACCGCAAGUGGAAGAUCGAGCAGGAGAUCGAGGGGUUGUUGUGGAAGGUGGAGCUGCAUGAGAUCAGCGGCUAUCUGGGCAGUGGCAUGAUGUGGUCGCCCAGUAAGCUGAGUUUGGCAAGUGGUAUAUCAUGCGAGAGUAGGUGCUGUCCACAAAUAUUCACUCCUACAGCGAGGUACAAGGGAAACGUCGUCCGGAUAAAGGAAUUAAAAUUCUCCAAAAAGAAGGAUAUCCCCCGCAACGUGAUGAAAGAGAUGCGGUUACUGCGCGAGCUGCGUCACGACAACCUCAACUCGUUCAUCGGCGCGGUGGUGGAGCCGCUGCGGGUGCUGCUCAUCACGGACUACUGCGCCAAGGGCAGCUUGUAUGACAUAAUAGAAAAUGAAGAUAUAAAAUUGGAUAACAUGUUUAUUUCUUCAUUAGUGCAUGAUCUCAUAAAGGGUAUGACGUUUAUUCAUACAUCGCCAUUAAUAUUUCACGGAAAUCUCAAGUCCUCGAAUUGUGUCGUCACGUCACGCUGGAUGUUGCAGGUUACAGAUUUUGGUCUACAUGAUUUAAGAUAUAGUGCUGAAAAUGAUUUUAUAGGGGAACAUCAAUAUUAUAGAGGUUUAUUAUGGAAGUCGCCAGAAUUGCUCAGAGAGUUGGAAAAUCCAAACGGAACUGUUGGUGGCACACAAAAGGGAGAUGUCUAUGCAUUUGGUAUUAUACUUUAUGAGAUGAUAGCGAGGAGAGGGCCGUUUGGGCCGACCAAAUUGGAACCAAAAGACAUCGUGGACCGUGUAAAGCGGCCGAAGCUGGAGGGCGAGGAAGUGUUCCGGCCGGACACCAGCGUGCUGGAGGGCGUGGCGGAGGAGUACGUGGUGGCGUGCAUGCGCGACUGCUGGGCCGACGACCCCGCGCUGCGCCCCGACUUCCCCGCCAUCCGCACCCGCCUCAAGAAGAUGAAGUCUGGCAAAUCGCGAAACAUAAUGGAUCAAAUGAUGGACAUGAUGGAAAAGUAUGCCAACAAUUUAGAAGAAAUAGUCACUGAGCGAACGAGGCUACUCAUUGAAGAGAAACAGAAGACGGAAGAUUUGCUACACAGGAUGCUGCCUAAGUCGGUGGCACACCGGCUGACGACGGGCGAAGGCGUGGAGCCCGAGUCGUUCGACUCCGUCACGAUCUACUUCAGCGACAUCGUGGGCUUCACAGCCAUGUCGGCCGAGAGCACGCCCCUGCAGGUCGUCAACUUCCUCAACGAUUUGUACACAGUCUUCGACAGGGUCAUCAGGGGUUAUGACGUCUAUAAGGUGGAGACUAUAGGCGACGCGUAUAUGGUGGUUUCGGGACUUCCCAUAAGAAAUCAAGAUAGACAUGUAGGUGAAAUCGCCUCCAUGGCACUAGAAUUGUUAAGUGCUGCAAAAAGUCACAAAAUAUCUCACAGGCCAAAUGAAACUCUCAAAUUAAGAAUAGGAAUACAUACAGGUGCGGUAGUAGCAGGCGUUGUGGGCCUCACAAUGCCUCGAUACUGUUUGUUCGGGGACACAGUUAACACUGCGUCGCGGAUGGAAUCUAACGGCGAACCACUGCGCAUACACAUCUCUCCCAGCUGCAAGGCGGCGCUCGACAAGAUCGGCGGGUACGUCGUCGAGCCCCGCGGCACUAUACCCAUCAAGGGCAAAGGACAGUUGCAAACAUACUGGCUGGUCAGCGCGACAGACAAGGCAAUCCAGAAGCGUGCGGUGGACGGCGAGGAGCGGCCGCUGUUCUGUCGCCCGCGCAGAAGUCCGCGCCUCGCUGACUCCAGGCAUCCUUCCGUUUCCGAGUCGCGGAAUGACCCCAGUUGGGGUACGAGCGGGGUGCGGCAGCGGGUGGCGAGCGGGACGCGGUCUGUGGGGGGCGGGGUCGGGGUUGGGGGAGGGGGAGGAGGAGGAGGCGACGGCGGGGGGCGGGGCUCCCGCUGCUCGCUGCAGGCCUCGCAGCUGGCCGACGACCGCCGCGCCAGGGUUGAGCCUACUACUGCUAGCAGGCAUGCGCUGAGCUCCAUAGCGUCGUCGGGGUCCGAGUCGGAAGCGCAGGCGCAGGCGCAGGCGCAGGCGCAGACGCUGCGGCCGGCGCGGUCGCUGGACCCGCUGCCGACGCGCCGCCUGCGCCGCGACCUCACCUCGCGCUCGCUGGACGCCGACGCGCCGCUGCCCACUGUCUGCGGCGACCCGCUGCUCUUCAACGGCACCAUCAUAGGCAUCGUCACCGAGGACAGCCCCCUCCUGCGCAAAUGCAGCCUCUACAACAAAUUCGACCGGCCCAAACGAAAAGUCCCCGAGUCCUCCUACAUAGAGUACUAUAAAAAGUGGCGCUCGCUGGAGAACGUCGCGGACGGGCUGGCGGAUUCGCGGAAGCGCCGCUUCGGAAUCCGGUCGUGGCUGCUGGGCAUCUUCAGCACGCGCAGCAGCAACUCGUCGCUGCGCCGCGCGCCGCCGCUGCUCGACCGCGAGUCAGCCGUCUGAUGCCGCGCCUGCGGUACGCCUUUAGGUAGGAAAGAUUGUGCAAUAUGAGGAUUCGGCAUGAACGCGACAGUGUUAAAUCGGUGCACGAACGUUCUCAAAGUAAAUUAGUCAUUGUUAUCGAACGGCUCUAAGCUCGCUCGGCCUGAUCGUCCUACUUCAUAUAAAAUGUAUAUUAGUCUACAUGUUCUGUUGUAAAUAAUAUGUGUAAGUAAAACGAUGUUACCGUGAAUUGUGAAAUAAGAG